Molecule: messenger RNA, 806 nt
Organism: Brassica napus (rape)
Lineage: Eukaryota; Viridiplantae; Streptophyta; Magnoliopsida; Brassicales; Brassicaceae
Product: pentatricopeptide repeat-containing protein At1g02370, mitochondrial
Exons: 2
Coding region: 255-608 (117 amino acids)
Source: RefSeq, a predicted model, not a curated record
CUGGAGUAGAGAUGUGAGCUACAUCACCAACGUGAUCGAGACCUCUCCCAAGUUCAUAGGGGAAAAGCGUAACGUGCAGGUAUGACUCCUACGACCCGGCUACGGAACUUCUUGGAUCGACCCAGAUACGCACGUAAAGCCCUUUUUUUUUCUGUCAACGCACGUAAAGCCCAAACAAGGAGAUAAAUAAUAUAAAUAUUAAACAGAGAGAGGAUAUAUAGGGUUUGUAGGAAAAUUAGGGUUGUCGAGGGAAAAUGUUUAAUUUGCGACGUAUUGCAUCAUCAGGUUCUCUCCAUCAUCUCUGGAAGAGAGAGAUGAGAAUAGUGGUGGCUCCGUUUUCUUCUUCUGCUGAAAGUCAGAUCACUAGUUCUUCUUCUUCUUCUUGUUCUGCUGAGAAUGCUAAGAGCUGUAUUUUCGGGAAGCUGCAGUUUCUUAUCACUGAGACCUUAGAUUUCAUCACAAGGGAGGAAGAGAAGAAGGGUGUUUCUGUCCCUACCAAGGAGGAUCUUGUCUUCUGGGCAAAACAGCUUGACAAAGACGGCAAAAAUCAUUAUGCUCUCGAGAUCUUUGAGUGGAUGGAUAAAAAGAAGAUGGAGUUUUCUCCUUAGGAGCUUGCCUUUUUCGUGGAUCUCAUUGCUAAGGGCAUGUGCAUCGCUGGAACCCACUUGGGGUUUCAGAUUUUUAAUUUUUUCUUUUUUUUAUUUUUUUUUAAAAAAAAACAAAAAGAAUGAAUUAAACGCGGGCCGCCACGUGUCAGUGGGGUCGCGAAAAUCACAAAAACCCAAAAGAAGUCGAUCCUUAUCUCA